Scylla paramamosain (green mud crab) is the source of this 3265-nucleotide messenger RNA. Its product is annotated as 5-hydroxytryptamine receptor-like. Gene Ontology annotation, biological process: G protein-coupled dopamine receptor signaling pathway; adenylate cyclase-activating adrenergic receptor signaling pathway. Gene Ontology annotation, molecular function: G protein-coupled receptor activity; dopamine neurotransmitter receptor activity, coupled via Gs. The transcript has 5 exons. Bases 175 to 1614 code for a protein of 479 amino acids. Gene Ontology annotation, cellular component: plasma membrane. The record is from RefSeq and is a predicted model, not a curated record. NCBI's taxonomy places the organism in Eukaryota, Metazoa, Arthropoda, Malacostraca, Decapoda, Portunidae.
UUUUGAGAGAGCGCGGUCGUGUGAACGAAAAAACAAACAAACAAACAAACAAACAAGCCCCCCAAAAAUUAAAAGACAGAGGGGGGACCGGGGGGGGCAAGAAAAUAAAGAAAAUGGACAUGAAAAUUCAAAAGGGGCACAGGAACCCCACUUGCCGGGCCACACCUGCAGUAGAUGCCCCCCUUGCUAAUGGAGGGGGACACACGCCCCCCACUUAUAGGGAACAGCGCCCCCUCCCCUUUAACGCCCCCCGAGGGAACAAUAGGGGGUUCAGGAGGGGGCGAGAAACCCUUUCAAAUAUGGAAUGAAAGUUUAAACACCCCUAGUUAUUUCAUACUAGGAGGGGAGGGGCCAAGUUCUGGUUACCUGGGGGAGGAAAGGGGUAACUGGUCAUUGGGAGAGGAAUGGGAGGAAGAGAACUGGACCCUAGUGACUGGUAACUGGACACAGGAAGGUAAUCUGACUGGAGGAGACGCGGUACUGGAUGUUCACCUGCUUGUUACCGCCACCACUGCUCUCGUACUUGGCAUUAUGAUCCUUGCCACCAUUGUAGGAAACGUAUUUGUAAUCGCUGCCAUCCUGCUGGAGAGGCAUCUGCAGAGUGUUGCCAAUUACCUGAUACUAAGCCUGGCUGUGGCGGAUCUACUGGUGGCGGCCCUCGUCAUGCCCCUGGGAGCCGUCUACGAGGUGAGCAAGGAGUGGACGCUGGGCCCCGAGCUGUGUGACAUGUGGACGGCCUCCGAUGUGUUGUGCUGCACCGCCUCCAUCCUGCACCUCGUGGCCAUCGCGCUGGACAGGUUCUGGGCGGUGACGCAGGUGGACUACAUCCACCACCGGUCGCCGCGGCGCAUCGGCAGCAUGAUCGGCGUGAUCUGGGUGGUGUCCUUCCUGGUGUCGGCGGCGCCCAUGAUGGGCUGGAAGGACCCUGAGUGGCACGAGCGCCUGCGCAACAAAAUGUGCAUCAUCUCGCAGGCCGUGGGCUACCAGAUCUUCGCCACCGUCACGUCCUUCUACCUGCCGCUGGCCGUCAUCCUGGCGCUGUACUACCGCGUGUACCAGGCCGCCAGGAAGCGCAUCCGCCGCAAGAUUGGCACCAACGCGGCGGCGCUGUGCCGCGGCCCCGUCACCAUCAGCGAAACCACCACCUUCACGCGCGUGUCCUCGCAGCCCUCGCCAGAAAAGACCUCCAACGGCAGCACUCUCAACGGACACCCCGCGGAAGCGCAGGACGUGGCGCCGCCCGCCGUGGUCACCGCCAGCGCCGUGGCGUCGCAGGCCGUGCCGCGACACCUACGGCGGCGCGAGGCGGAGUCCCGCAAGGAGCGCAAGGCGGCCAAGACGCUGGCCAUCAUCACGGGCGCCUUCGUGGUGUGCUGGCUGCCCUUCUUCACCCUGGCGGUGCUGAUGCCGCUGUGCCGCGCCUGCCACUUCAACCCCUACCUGAUCGCCACCUUCCUGUGGCUGGGCUACUUCAACUCCACCCUCAACCCCAUCAUCUACACAGUGUUCAGCCCGGAGUUCCGCAACGCCUUCAAGCGCAUCCUGCUGGGCCGCCGCCGCUCGCUGCGCCGCCAGUCUUCACGCUUCUCCUCCGCGCGCUUUGGCCGCUCCUAGCACAGCGAGGUGCCGGGGGGAGGCAGCAGGCGGCGCGGGGGCGGGCCCCCUGCUCCGCCGCCACCCUGGGCCUGGCCGCCGCCACGCACCUGGCCACGCUGCCGCCCAUCACAGAGUCCACGCUGUGAGUGGCGCCGCCCUCGCCGCCCACGCCCCCGGCACCGCCCCGCUACGACCACCACCACCACCACCUGCCCCGCCACCUGUGUACAACCUUCACGUGUGUGUGUGUGUGUGUGUGUGUGUCUGUGUGUGUGUGUGUGUACAUACGUCAUAUACUGCUGGUCCCACAAGCGUCCCACAACUCCCCCUUCACCACCACCACCACCACCACUACCGCCUCUACCGCCACCACCACCCCCUGCCACACCAGACAAUCACAGACCCCCGUCCCUCCCUUCCUCCCCCUUCCCCUCCCCUCCCCCCAGCAAAACUCGUCUUUAUUUCCUCGCAUGACUGAACGAAACACAUGUACCAUUAAGCCGCGCCUUCUCCUCCUGCUCCACCUCCUCCUCCUCCUCCUCCUUCCCCUCCUCCUCCCCCUCCUCCUCCUCCUCGCUGAAGAGAAUACAUCAUUACCUCUCGAAUCCAGUUUCACCCUACAUUAUCCAUCCCCCCUCUCUCUCUCUCUCUCUCUCUCUCUCUCUCUCUCUCUCUCUCUCUCUCUCUCUCUCUCUCUCUCAGCGUUCACUCAUUCGUUCAUUGGUACGUGCAUAUGUGUGUGUGUGUGUGUGUGUGUGUGUGUGUGUGUGUGUGUGUGUGUGUGUGUGUGUGUGUGUGUGUGUGUGUGUGUGUGUGUGUGUGUUUAGGUGUAUAUUUUCUAAGUGUUGUAAGUUUACCUGUGAAGUUUACCUCAGCCUUUCGUAAUUAACGCUAAUAACACACCUUUAUAUUGUUGAUAAUGAUAACGAUGCCGACGACGAUAAUAAUAAUAAUAAUAAUAAUAAUAAUAAUAAUAAUAAUAAUAAUAAUAAUAAUAAUAACAAUAAUAAUAACUGUAUAACUAAUAUUACUAAUCCUACUAAUACUAACGAUGUUCAUAAUAAUAAUAAUAAUAAUAAUAAUAAUAAUAAUAAUAAUAAUAGUCAGAUUAUUAUUAUAUAUAUGUAAUUAGAUAGGCCAUGUAUACAUUUUAUUCAUAGCUGUGCUCAUGAGUGAUAUAUACAUACAUACAUACAUACAUACAUUUAUAUAUACAUACAUACAUACAAAACACACGUAAAUAUGCAUAUAUGUAUUUUAAUAAUAUAUACACGUACAUCAGCCUGUGUAAUGUACGUUUUUCCUGAUAGUGUGUACGAUAUUGCCAUGUACGACAACCUGGCAGCAGCGUACGAGUCCCAGAGUGCGCAGGUGCCAAGUUGCUAUAUUUUCUUUAUUUUUCUCUAUUUUUUUUUUGUUUUUUUGUUUUUCACUUCGUUGUAAAGUUAUAUAAAGUUUUUAAUGUAUAUAUUUAAAGGUUUUACGGAACUGAGCCCCUAUUUCGUAAAACUCUCUCUCUCUCUCUCUCUCUCUCUCUCUCUCUCUCUCUCUCUCUCUCUCUCUCUCUCUCUCUCUCUCUCUCUCUCUCUCUCUCUCUCUCUCUACAAACUCGUGAUAUGUGUAAAUAUUAUAUUCUAUCAUGUAAGAAAAUAAUUAAAAACAAAUUAGA